Molecule: messenger RNA, 4288 nt
Organism: Ictalurus furcatus (blue catfish)
Lineage: Eukaryota; Metazoa; Chordata; Actinopteri; Siluriformes; Ictaluridae
Gene: dvl3a
Product: dishevelled segment polarity protein 3a
Exons: 15
Coding region: 781-2772 (663 amino acids)
Biological process (GO): canonical Wnt signaling pathway; intracellular signal transduction
Cellular component (GO): cytosol
Molecular function (GO): frizzled binding
Source: RefSeq, a predicted model, not a curated record
UCAGGAAGCAAAGGGCAAUAAGGUGAUAAAGUGGCUGAGGAAGGUGAGGAGCAUCAAGGUGAACAUGUGAAUAACAAAUACAACAUGAAGAAAUUAAGCACGUGUUGUUUUACGCUCACUGGUUCCUGACUUUUCGGACACGUUCUUAUAAUAUCAAAUAAAAGAUUGACAUGCCUACAAGUACAAACAAAUGUAAGAAGAAAUAAUAAUAAUAUUGUGGAAAUAGAGGGUUGCUAGCUACUCCAUCAGUCUGUAUUGUUAGUGUGUAGAAACUUGUAUUUAUACAAAUGUAUGAUUACUGUGAGUCUACAUUUGUUUGUUUUGUGUGCGUGUGUGUACUAUGUGCACACUGAGCACUUCCGCCCCUGACCGCCAGAGGGCGCAUGUCAGGCUUUUCCGCUUCUCCACUCCGAUCAAUCAAAGCAAUAGAAAACCAGGAGCGAGCUUUAGUGCUGGUGGAGGAAAGAGAGAGAAAACAAAAAACAAAACAAACAAACUCAACACGGGCUUUCCGAACGACUUUGAACUCGUAUAAGUCGUGUGUAUUUGUGAUUAAGUGGUAAGAGAGAGGAGAUGGAAGAGCAGAGGAGGACUGGGGUUUGGGGGUAGUUCGGCUUUUGCGCGUUGGAAGGUUUCCUGGCAACUCCCGGGGAAGAAAGGAAGAAAGAAAAGGAAAAGUCGGGUGUUGGUUUUUUUUCCCAGGAGGAGAAGGAAAAGCAGCCCUGGGUGUUGGAGGGGCACUGAUGCCCACCGUGUCCUCUCUCUCCCCGGCUCUCUGCCAUGGGGGAAACUAAAGUGAUCUACCAUCUGGACGAACAGGAGACUCCUUACCUGGUGAAGAUCUCCGUCCCAGCUCACUCGGUCACCCUCUCCGACCUGAAAAAUGCCCUCAAAAAACCCAACUACAAGUUUUUCUUCAAGUCCAUGGACGACGACUUUGGGGUGGUCAAGGAGGAAAUCACGGAUGACAACGCCAAACUGCCCUGUUACAACGGCCGUGUGGUGUGCUGGCUGGUGUCCGCUGAUGGUUCGCACUCGGACGGCUGCUCGGUGGCAGAGAGUCAGUCGGAGCGUCUGCCGUCAGGGGAGAGAUCUCAGGGCAUCGGUGACUCCAGACCGCCAUCGUUUCAUCCUAAAGCUGCAGGCAGCCGACACGGUGUGGACGAUGAGACGGAGACAGAUUCGGUGGUUUCGCACAGGAGGGAAAGAGACAGGCCACGCCGGAAACACUCGCAUGAUCAUUCAGGUGCGAGGAUGAACGGUUACUCCCGUGUGGGCAGAGGGAUGGAGCUCGGAGGCUACGACGUCUGUGACAGUCGCUCUUCCCUCAUGAGCAGUGAGCUGGAGUCAAGCAGCUGCUUUGACUCUGAUGACGACGGAUCCACCAGCCGUUUCAGCAGCGUGACUGAACAGAGUGGCUCGUCGCGCAUGAUGAGACGACACCGGCGCCGGAGACGGAAACCUAAACCCCAUCACAUGGAGAGGUCGUCAUCUUUCAGCAGCAUCACCGACUCCACCAUGUCCCUGAAUAUCAUCACAGUCACGUUAAACAUGGAAAAGUAUAACUUCCUGGGCAUCAGCAUCGUGGGUCAGAGUAACGAGCGAGGCGACGGUGGCAUCUACAUCGGCUCCAUCAUGAAGGGCGGAGCUGUAGCAGCUGACGGUCGGAUAGAGCCCGGUGACAUGCUGCUGCAGGUGAACGAUAUAAACUUUGAGAACAUGUGCAAUGACGAUGCGGUGAGGGUGCUGAGGGACAUCGUGCAUAAACCUGGGCCUGUCUCUCUGACAGUGGCCAAGUGCUGGGAUCCAAACCCUAACAACUGCUUCACUCCCAGGAGCGAGCCGAUUCGUCCGAUCGACCCUGCAGCCUGGGUGUCUCACACGGCAGCCAUGACUGGGAUCUACCCUCCCUACGGCAUGAGCCCCUCUAUGAGCACGGUGACCUCCACCAGCUCCUCCAUCUCCAGCUCCAUCCCCGAGACAGAGCGGUUUGAUGACUACCACCUGUCAGUCCAUAGCGACAUGGCAACUGUUGCCAAGGCGAUGGCCUGUCCUGACUCAGGGUUAGAGGUUCGAGACAGGAUGUGGCUGAAGAUCACUAUAGCCAACGCCUUCAUCGGUUCAGAUGUGGUCGACUGGCUCUUCCAUCACGUUGAGGGUUUUGCAGACAGAAGGGAAGCUCGGAAAUACGCCAGUAACCUUCUGAAGGCCGGCUUCAUCCGCCAUACCGUCAACAAGAUCACCUUCUCUGAGCAGUGCUACUACGUGUUCGGGGAUUUAUCCGGCAAUAUGGCGCACUUGUCCCUGCAGGAGCAUGACGGUUCAAGCGGAGCGUCCGAUCAGGACACGCUCGCUCCUCUGCUCCACCCGGCCGAGGCUCCGUGGCCCAGUUUCCCCUAUCAGUACCCACCCUCUCUGCACGACGCACCUCACCAUCAUGCCGAGCCGGGCGGAGGGAGCGCCGGGAGCCAUCACAGCGAGGGAAGCAGCAGUUCGAACUGCAGCUGGAGCAGGACUGAGGGAAAGACGACGACGACAGCAGUGGCAGCGGUGUUGGGGAUGAACGACGUAGCCGAUGCCCCGGAGUUCGACUUGCGUAGGGAGCGAGCGCCGAGCGAGGGAAGCAUCCGCAGCUCACGCUCUUACUCACACACUCAUUCCUACAGCGGCGUGUCCGGGCCACGUCACCUCGCCCAUGUGCCCUCUGAACUCUCGGGCUCGCGCCGCUCCUGCCUCACCACCAACGGAGAGCUGUUCGUCGACAUCAUGUGAUCAUGUGACCACACCUGGAUUGCAAACUACAUUAAGACCAUGUUUUUUUUUGUUUGUUUGUUUAAGACUUUCAUUUAAAAUAACAGUAGAGUAUCAACUGUAACACGUAGCCCUAAAACGUGAAAACUAUGAUCAUUUUUUUUAAAUUAAAAUGAAUGGAGAUAACAGUAGAAUACAAAACCCAUCUUUUUUUAUACACAUAGGGAGUAGGCACGUGCCGAUAAUCACUUGUACGAUAUAUCAUGAUGAUGAAAUUUCUAAAUAUCGCCACUCUUUUGUGUUUUAUGCGAGUGCCUAAAUAUGCAGGGUUUCCAGAUGUCUUUUGAGAAAUUUCAGUCCAUGUGAGCGGUAUUAUUUGAGCAAAACAGAGUAGUUUUUUUAACAACAAACAAUACAUUAUCAUGAUAAUAUCGUAAACAUGCUUUAUAGGUAGUGUGUUUUCAAUUAAUUUUAACUCUCAGUAAAGGAAUAAAACAGACCUUUAAAGCGUAUUGUUAAUUUUUGAAUGAGAUUUAGAGAUGUGAUUUGACUGCGAUGGUUAAAUAAAUGUCCUCUAAUUAGGCAUCUGUCGAUAAUCAAUCAAGUUAUUUGAUAGGGACUUUAAAAUCUGGUCAGUGAGAGACCGAAUUACAUCCCUUAUCCAGAAAUCAUGUACAAAAUGUUCAAAACCAAAUUUACCUGCAAUGAAGCCGCACAUCUAAAUCAUCAGUAGCACCGUGUGUGUAUACACAACUUCAGAAAAUAGCAGAAUAUAUCAGUAUUAAAAAUCCAAACCACUCUAGGCCACACCCCCAACCUGCACAAUGUUAAACUGGUAGCUAUAUGUGCUGUUAAACUGUUGGAUACAUAAGCCUUGUAAUUUAGAGGGUAAACGGUAUAUUUUCAUUCAAAUUAGAGAACAUUGGUGGACAUAAUCGUAAGUCAAGUCAUUAAAAGAAAAGUUAGUAUGUGUUGUAAUUUUUUGGAAACAAGUGCAGAUUUAACACUGGUUAUUAUCAUCAUCAUUAGGGGUCCAAACACCACAAGUGCAUCGUGAUGAUCAUCAGCACAUGCCUACUCAUGAUUUCACCUGGUUGUAGUGUGUUUUUGGAAGGUUUUUAACUUUUCUUUUUUAUACAUACAUCAGUAGAGUUUCUCCUCCAGAUAUUUCACUUGCAAAGCCAGGAAUAUAUUUUUCACGGUUUGUCAGCAUUCAUGUGCCGGGAGAUUUUCUUUUUUGGGGGGGCAGGGGGGAUUCACAGCAGAGUUGUUGCUUUUAUUUAUGAAUAUAGUUUUAUUACACCGGUGUGUCUGUGUGUGCAUUCAAGAGAGAGAUCCAGCUAUUGAGGACUUUCUAAAGAUCUGUAGAAUGAUAGCAAGUCUAUGUUACGCCCUACUGCAGGUGCAUGAGCAUCUCGGCUGUGUUCUCAUUGCCUAGUAGGAAAGGUGGGGUGCUUCUUUUCUUCACGCAGUGUAAAUGUUCUCGAAGCGUGGCGAGAUGUUUUUUUGGAGUGGGGGGGUUGGGUGGGUGCUGUAU